AGUAUUUCCGUUGACACUCUUUGCAUUUGUUUUCCAUUGAAAUCCUAUUAGUCGUACUCUGACGUUCGUCUGCAUUCUACAAAGACUGGCUGUUCCGCUCAGGAUUAUACUUAAAUCAGCGUAACGUGUGUACAAACAAUUAUAAGAUAUUCACCAAUGGGGGAUUCACCUACCGAAAAUUCGAUGCGAUAUGAUAUCAUUACAAAUUGGAAGACAGAGACGGAGUGGGCCCCUGAAUCUAAAGAUGACGUGUCUGUGUUCACGGAUGGCAUCGGGGAAGGAGUGGAAUCAGACAUUCCAGACAAUGAAGAGAUCGAGCAAGUGGACUGUCGCACGACGGCUUCGGAUGACGACCUAACUUUCAUCAAAAAUAGCUACUGCAACACUGAAGAAACUUCAUCGCCCAAAGUUACAGCGCCACUGACCGCGUACGCAAAGUUUGCUGAUGUUGUUCUACAUUCUGGACGAACUGGAGAAGACAGCCUUUCUGAUGCCGUCCAGGCAGGCGUAUCGGGACAGAGGGAGAAUGAGGGGAGAGGUAAACUGGCUGAACGACAGCUGAAGAAAGGCCUAAUCCAGUCCAUACUGUCGACGUUGAGCAACAAGCGGAGAUUCCAGCGAACAGUUCCUCCGCCUCCUACUCACGAGGAACCUACGGUGUCCCCAGGAGCCAGUGGGAGUUCCAGGGGCAGCAGAAGCCUCCUCCGUGCCUUGCAUCUAUUUUCUCUGUCGUGGCGCACCGGUCCAAACAGGGCUGAAGAGCACUCACCGACCCAGAUACCAACCGCAAGGAGCGACACUUCGGCAACACAGCGCUCUGUCGCCAUGAUAGAAAAAGUUGGUUCGCGUCUCCGCACCAUGCAACAACUCCUCCAGGCCCACAGCACCAAAGGCGGGGACGAUGAAGAGGUCGUUUUCCAGAAGGUGGUAACUGAGGUGCGUUCACAGCUGUCUGACGCAGAGACGAUGAUAGCAGAGAUAGCGCCUUUGGUCGGCAAGAAAAGCUCUAAGCCAGACCUACACGGAACACUAGAGAUGAUGACGAAGAAGUUGCUGGAGCUCAGAGACGUUCUGCAGAUCGGCCCGGCGUACAGUGGUAGCUUCUCGCAACUGGACGUACAGGCUGCCUUCAUAGACGCCAGAAACCGGCUGAAGGAGGCACAAUCUGCAGCCUCUAAGCUUGGCCCAAUAAUUGCAAACGCUGAUAAAUACUCCUGGUGAAAUCCACCUCCUCUAGUGACGAAUUUUCUUUCUUCGUUUCGUGGAAGUAUUGUGUUAAUAUAAAGGCGAAUGAACACUAAUAUUUUCUGUCGUCAAACCUACUACGUUUAGAUAUGUAUGAAUUUUGACCGUGUUUAUUUGUCCAAAAGUUGUCUCGUGAAGUCCAGUAAGUGCACAGAGAGCUUUCCUAAGAAUAAAUGUACAAAAUUUCUCCUAACAGGCAGAUGUCCAUCGCACAUAUUGGAGUAAAAUGUAAGGAUACUCCAGGCACGGAGAAACGGUUCGGCAUCAACAAAGCUAAUUGAUGCCCUUGAUAAAAAAGUCUACAUCAGCAAAUCUGAUGCUUCGAUUUCUGUAUUUGUUAUUGCCGCACUGCACUAGGUAGCUUGUAGCGACUAGUUAGAGAGAUAUAUCCGGUGAAAUAAAGAUCCAAGAAACAUAAUCACGUAUUUUUCAUAUUUUCACUUAACCAUACAAGGCAA
Messenger RNA from Schistocerca gregaria, 1703 nucleotides. RefSeq lists its product as uncharacterized. NCBI's taxonomy places the organism in Eukaryota, Metazoa, Arthropoda, Insecta, Orthoptera, Acrididae. The record is from RefSeq and is a predicted model, not a curated record. The transcript has 2 exons. The coding region runs from base 157 to 1221 and encodes 354 amino acids.